UUUCUGACUUUAUCUUGCAGUUGAAGAAUAUGUGGAAGUUUCCAGGGGGCCUGUCAGAGCCUGGAGAAGAUAUCGGAGAGACAGCAGUUCGAGAAGUUUUUGAAGAAACUGGUAUAAAAUCAGAAUUCAUGUCCCUCCUGAGCAUUCGGCAACAGCACACCAAUCCCGGAGCUUUUGGGAAAUCAGAUAUGUAUAUCAUCUGUCGCUUAAAGCCACAUUCAUUUACCAUAAAUUUUUGCCAGCAUGAAUGCUUAAGGUGUGAAUGGAUGGAUCUCAAUGACCUGGUCAAGACUGAAAAUACAACUCCCAUCACCAGCAGAGUUGCUAGGCUGCUGCUAUAUGGGUACAGAGAAGGGUUUGACAAGAUUGAUUUCACCGUGGAAGAACUUCCGGCAAUUUACACAGGCUUGUUCUAUAAACUCUAUCACAAGGAACUGCCAGACAAUUACAGAACUAAGACAGGAAUGGAUUAAAUCCUUAUUUGCAUGUUUUAAAAAAUUUUAAGUAAAUUGUACAUGCAGAAUAAUGUGUGCCAUAUUAUAAAAAGUAGUGGACAUUUGGUGUUAACUAAAUAUCUGACUUUAAUUUUCUAGUGUGUAUAAUUUUCAUGAAAACUUGUUUGAUGAAAACUUGCAAGUUUAUAAGCCUCUUUUCAAAUGAAGCAAAUGUAUGAAAAAGAUUGUAGCUGUAUGUAAGCUUCACUGGAUAAAGGCAAAUGCAAUACAAAAGGUGGAAGUCUAUACAUUUUCCAGGAA
Molecule: messenger RNA, 755 nt
Organism: Leptonychotes weddellii (Weddell seal)
Lineage: Eukaryota; Metazoa; Chordata; Mammalia; Carnivora; Phocidae
Source: RefSeq, a predicted model, not a curated record